Messenger RNA from Pectinophora gossypiella (pink bollworm), 4726 nucleotides. It is a transcript of the gene GckIII, whose product is annotated as serine/threonine-protein kinase 26. Bases 220 to 2157 code for a protein of 645 amino acids. Gene Ontology annotation, molecular function: ATP binding; protein kinase activity. The transcript has 12 exons. Gene Ontology annotation, biological process: protein phosphorylation. NCBI's taxonomy places the organism in Eukaryota, Metazoa, Arthropoda, Insecta, Lepidoptera, Gelechiidae. The record is from RefSeq and is a predicted model, not a curated record.
GAACAGUGGCCUGGAACGCUCGCUGCGGCUCGCGGUUGGUAGCUGAUUGGAAGCCGCACGUUAUCUUGAAAGUAUUGGAUUCGUAAACGGAAACGCAAGGCUAAUUAUCACUCGAUAAGGCAGUGAAACUGCUAUAAUGGCGAUUUGUGUCAGUGCGCAAUCAUAUUCGUUGUGAUGAAGUGAUUCGUGUAUUGUGCGAGUAAGUGAACAAAGUGUACGAUGUGGGGAGCCGCAGUGUCCAAUCCGCCACAUUAUCAUUAUGUGCAAGGGCCUGGCGGUCCCGUGCCACAAGCGGGUCCCGGUGGACCUGUAUUGACCGGGCCAAACGCCCGACACCUCCGUCCGCAGUCUUCGUACUCGUUACCACAUGGCAGUAACGGACCCUCUCGUUGGGGUUGGUCUGGUAGUCAUGCGUCGUCGUUUGAUCGAAGACAGUUAAAGGUGCCCCCGCAACCUGCUCGCCCUGCGCCUAUUCGACCUUCGCACAGCAAGAACGCUGCCGCAAGUAAGGUCGACCCCGAGCUGAUCUUCACAAAACAGGAGAAGAUCGGCAAGGGCUCGUUCGGCGAAGUGUUCAAGGGCGUAGACAACAGAACACAGCAGGUUGUUGCCAUCAAGAUCAUCGACUUAGAAGAAGCUGAAGAUGAAAUCGAAGACAUACAGCAGGAGAUUAUGGUGCUAUCACAGUGCGAUAGCCCAUACGUCACUAAAUACUAUGGAUCAUACUUAAAGGGGACGAAACUAUGGAUCAUAAUGGAGUAUCUUGGCGGGGGUUCGGCGCUGGACCUGAUGAAGGCCGGCAGCUUCGAAGAGAUGCAUAUAGCCGUGAUCCUCCGGGAGGUCCUGCGAGGGCUCGACUACUUGCACUCAGAGAGGAAGCUCCACAGGGACAUCAAAGCCGCGAAUGUGUUGCUCAGCGAAAUGGGUGACGUCAAACUGGCGGAUUUCGGUGUCGCCGGCCAGUUAACGAACACGACGAGCAAGCGCAACACAUUCGUUGGCACGCCCUUCUGGAUGGCACCAGAGGUCAUCAAACAGUCCUGCUACGACAGCAAGGCAGACAUCUGGUCACUAGGCAUCACCGCCAUAGAACUAGCCAAGGGCGAACCCCCCAACUCGGAACUCCACCCCAUGAGGGUACUGUUCCUCAUACCCAAAAACAACCCCCCACAACUAACAGGGAGCUAUUCCAAACCGUUCAAAGAAUUCGUCGAAGCGUGCCUCAAUAAGGACCCGGAAAACAGACCGACAGCAAAGGAACUGCUAAAGUUCCAGUUCAUCCGAAAGGCUAAGAAGAAUUCGUAUCUAAUGGAUCUUAUAGAUAGGUAUAAGAAGUGGAAGGCGCAACGCAGCGAGGAGAGCGAGACGGAAUCGGAGAACUCAGAUUCUGAGGAAUGCAGCCGCGGCGACGGCGAGGCAGACGAGCCGUGGAUCAUGACGGUGCGCGGCGGCGCGGCGGCGCGCGCGCUGCAGCAGCAGCCCGCCAUACACGCCACGCACGCCGCACACGCGCCGCACGCCACACACGUGCAGCACACGCCGCAUGUGCCGCACACGCCGCACACGCCGCCUGAACACGAUAAUAAACGCCGCAUGAUGGAUGAACCUGCGAUCCCGUCGCCCACGUCCCCGACGGCGCCGAAGCAGAACGGCGCCCUGAGCGCGCGCGCCGACGAGCCCGCGCCCGACAACCACGCCGCCGCGCCGCCGCUCAACAACAACACCCACGACAAGCAGCCGCCCCGCCAGUCCCCCGCCACGCAGCCCGCAGUGGAGCGCAACUCCAAGGAGCGCGAGCGCAACGACCGCGACGAUAGGAAGGAGCGCACUGAUCACGCGCCUUCAAAUCGGGACACUGUAGGUUAUAAUAAAGCCGCUUCCCCGUUGGACCACAGAGGAGCCAACAGUGAGGAGAAAGUGCGGAGGCACCCUUACCUGCAACAGCUCAUCUAUCCACUACUCAAUGAGCUGUCCCGCAAGCACGGCGCGGGCAGCGCCGCCGCCAUCGAGGAGCUGCGCCGCGCCUUCGAGCACGCCGAGCGCGCCGCGCCGCACCUCACGCGGGCCUUCGUGCAGCAGGUGGUACAGCGAGUGGCGACACAGUCCCACCAGCCGUCCCCGCCCGCACACAACACCUCGCAACAGUGGAUGAGGUAGGGACGUAUAAUGCGAGCGCCGACGCCGCGGCUGCACCGCGCCGCAGUCACGGGGAACUACACAUUCUGCAUGACUUGUAUAACUUUACCGCCACGUAACUACGUUACGAACACUUUAAUCUAUACUCUUUUUGAACAAUUGUAUACUUAUACAAUUAUACAACAGACAACUCGAUGCAUAUAAACAAACAUAAAGACGAAAACAUAAUUUUCAACAUCCCUAAUCUAAACCAAGUUCCUAUCCUAUACAUUGAAAACGAUACAUUGAUUGGCGUAUCUUAUUAUGUGAUUAUAAAUAUUCUUAAAUGCAUGUCUAAUCUUAUUAAAUUGAUGUCCAAUUGUAUUUUAUAUCGUAUCGACGAAAAAAUAUUCGAAUGUAAAGGCAUUAUUGCAUCCUUUAAAGAUUUUCUCAUUUGAUUUUGUCUUGUGUAUCGUCAAUAAUUGCAGAAUAUCAGGAUGUGGUCGCGUGUAGCCGCAACCGAGUCACAAAACGCAAUGCCAUAGUGUAAUAAAUAAAAAUUAUUACGUAAUGAAUACUUAAGAUGAUUUUGUUUUAUCAUAUUUUAUAUCAUGUGCAUUAUUGUGUAAAUAUCAUCUUAGGUCCCGUUGCAAUUACUUUGUGUACCAUGGCCGAGAGUUGUCGGCGAUACUGCUGCGUAUACUAAAAAAUCAAAUAUAACGAAACUAAAGCAAAUUUUCUUAUAUCUCUUAGACAUUUUCAAGACUUUAGUUUUGUUAUAUCUGCCGCCAUGUACGCAAUAUUUUAUACGUUGUUUUUGUUUAGCGCGUCACUAUAAUAGUUGUUUUGAUCAUGUUACAUACAUGAUCGCCAUGUUAGGUUCCGCUCCAGGUGCAGGCGCGGUCGCGGGCGCAGCCGCCGCUAGUUCGGUAUUGGAUCUUCGUAACUUAUAUAAAUAUUCGUGGAGAGCUGUUCGCUACACUUCGCCAAUAUUUUGCCAUAAUUUUUUUCUAAAAUUAUUUUUUACUAACACGAGUUUGUGUAGGGGAGUCUGAAUGUGAUCGGCGUCUAAAUUCUAACGUAUUUAUGUGCUUUAGAAAUUUGAUGUUCUGAAACAUGAUGUAGAAAGUGUUUUAUAAGUUUCUUUAGUGUCAUUCCAGACAAAAGACAAUAUUGUCAGCAUUUAUAGAUUAUUGUUUGAUCUUAGUUCUGAUGUCAUUGUGGAGUUUAACAUCUGUGAACUGUCCGUAUAUAAAAUUUGUUAUUAAUUCUGGUAGUUUAGUUUGAAUCUUAGAUUUAGUUGUGGUUACUUAUCGUUUGGAAUAAAUAGUGACUAAUGUUGAGUUGUAAAACAGUAAUGUCGGAUCACUGUAGCAGAGUUAUCAUAUAUACGGUAUGGCGAUCGAGGAGGGGGUAAAGUAUUUUGUGAAUAAAGUAUUCGGGCACCAACGACCACUCGGUGCCGGUAUAAAUAAAAACAUGCUUAAUAUGCGACAAUAUUUAGCAAUCGGGAGUAUAUAGAGUAUAUUAUUAUGAAGACUACAAACAAUUAUUAUUGCUGUGUAAAAAUGUAAACCUAUUAUAAAUGUGUAAAUUGUGUAGUAUAAUAUAAAGAAAGCUGUUUUAUGAAGUGUUCUUAUAAGCAUAUGGAGAGUAGUUAUUGUCUUUCCAAUGAGCUCCGUGUGCGGGCGGGCGCGCGGCCGGCGUCCGCUGGCGCCCGCCCGCCACACCUGCCUUGUGUUUUGUUUUGCCAUGUCACACGACCAUGGCCGAUGUUACGUUGAUUUCGAUGGAGGAUCAAAAAUUAUUUUUCCACUUGAUCGUAUUAUAGAUGGUAAUAAAGGCGUGUAGUGUUAGAGGUGGGCGAUAAUUGUUGAUUAUUGAUUAAAUUAGGUGUUUGUGGCAUUGGAUCGUAGUUGAGACGCGUCGACAUCUGCGAGCCGGAUGCACGGUGGGUUACAUCAGCCAUUAUGUCAGCCACAUUUCACCCACUGUGCAUUAACACCACUCCGUAGAGGACUAGUUGUUGUUGACUUGAAGGGUUGAUCGUUCAGGAUCGCGCCGUUUGGUUCAUGGGUAUUUGUGAUCAUAAUUGCAUAGUUAAUAAAAUUAAAUCUAUAUUAUUAUAAUAAAAGUCUGUAUUGAAACCGGUAGUAGAUAUCUAUGUAGUUCUGUUGCGUUGUGCGGCACGUUUCUGACUUGGAUUGUUGAGGUGACGACUGACAGGACAUUCUGCUCAUUGCCAAUAUUCGCUCGUUAUGCUAACAUGCAAAUAUUCUGUUUGUAACGUGCUCACAUCGAGCGAAUAUUCAUGUCAGUCACUUCCUAUAUACACACAAUUUUCGCUGUGAGAUACGAUAUACACUAAAUACAUCGACUGCGAUGUUCAGCACAUGUUUAGUGCACACAUGUGCAUCUGUUCUCAGAAACGUGCCGCGCAGAACAACAUGGUAAUGAAUAAAAGUAUAAUAAUUCACCGGACCCACUCGCACCAGCGUACCACCACGACGCGUACCAUUAGUGUAUGGUCAUAAUGUUACUGCGUCAUUCUAACACGUUUAUGUAGGAAAGAAAUUGACUCUGAAAUAAAAGAAGUUAUUUAAUUUUGGAA